UCAUCAGCAGUUUCUUGAUGUUUGGAAAGUUCUGAGACCCACCCUGUUGUACUACUUGUGAACAGUGCCUAAGACUGCAAAAACCUGUGUGUGGAAGAAUCUUUCCUUGAAGGAAGCGUCCAUCUCAAUACUGUGGAAACUCCGUGCAAGCCUUGCAAGACAAGGAGAGUGAUCUGUGCUUCUGUUGACAGUCGUGUGUAAUCUCUGCUUCUUAUGCACUCCAGCACCCCUAUCAGUUCCUUGUUCUCCUUCACCAGCCCUGCAGUGAAAAGGCUGCUGGGCUGGAAACAAGGAGAUGAAGAGGAAAAGUGGGCAGAAAAAGCUGUUGAUUCCUUGGUGAAGAAGUUAAAGAAGAAAAAAGGUGCCAUGGAAGAACUAGAAAGAGCUCUGAGCUGCCCAGGUCAGCCCAGUAAAUGUGUCACGAUCCCACGUUCCUUGGAUGGGCGGCUGCAGGUGUCUCACCGCAAGGGGCUUCCCCACGUCAUAUACUGCCGAGUGUGGCGCUGGCCUGAUUUACAAUCUCACCAUGAGUUGAAACCUCUGGAAUGUUGUGAGUUCCCGUUUGGCUCAAAACAGAAAGAAGUGUGCAUUAACCCCUACCACUACCGGCGGGUGGAAACCCCAGUCCUACCUCCUGUACUCGUUCCAAGACACAGCGAAUUUAACCCUCACCUCAGCCUCCUCGCCAAGUUUCGAAACACUUCUUUGCACAGUGAGCCGCUGAUGCCGCACAAUGCCACCUAUCCCGAUUCUUUCCAGCAUCCUCCAUGCACCCCUUUUCCAUCAUCACCCAGCCACAUGUUCUCCCAGUCGCCUAACAGCAUCAGCUACCCCAACUCACCAGGAAGCUCUUCUGGACCAGGAAGUCCCUAUCAGCUCACGGUGGAAACUCCACCCCCACCUUACCAUGCAAGAGAACCUCCAGGAAACCACAAUGGGCGGUCAAUGGAUGCAAUAGCUGAAAGUCAACUAGUGCUGUCUUUGCCCAAUGGAGGUAAAUCUGCCGAUGGAGAAGCUGAAAACUUUCGACCUGUUUGCUAUGAGGAACCCCAACACUGGUGCUCAGUUGCCUACUAUGAACUCAACAACCGGGUAGGGGAGACUUUCCAGGCUUCCUCUCGAAGUAUCCUUAUAGAUGGAUUUACAGAUCCCUCAAAUAACAAAAACAGAUUCUGCCUGGGACUGCUCUCAAAUGUAAACCGCAACUCUACUAUAGAAAACACCAGGAGACACAUAGGAAAAG
Molecule: messenger RNA, 1243 nt
Organism: Antrostomus carolinensis (chuck-will's-widow)
Lineage: Eukaryota; Metazoa; Chordata; Aves; Caprimulgiformes; Caprimulgidae
Product: mothers against decapentaplegic homolog 9
Exons: 4
Biological process (GO): SMAD protein signal transduction; anatomical structure morphogenesis; cell differentiation
Cellular component (GO): heteromeric SMAD protein complex
Molecular function (GO): I-SMAD binding; DNA-binding transcription factor activity, RNA polymerase II-specific; RNA polymerase II cis-regulatory region sequence-specific DNA binding
Source: RefSeq, a predicted model, not a curated record